Moesziomyces antarcticus is the source of this 579-nucleotide messenger RNA. RefSeq lists its product as uncharacterized. Lineage: Eukaryota; Fungi; Basidiomycota; Ustilaginomycetes; Ustilaginales; Ustilaginaceae. The coding region runs from base 1 to 579 and encodes 192 amino acids. The transcript has a single exon. The record is from RefSeq and is a predicted model, not a curated record.
AUGAAGUUCUCCGCCGUUCUCAUCGCUGCUUCGCUUGCCGUCGCUGUCUCCGCCGCUCCUACCUCCUACAGGGGCUCGUACGGUAUUGCCAACGGCAACGCCAACGGCAACGCCAACUCUGCCAGCUGGUCGGGUAACGACAACGGCAACGGCAACAAGGGUUACGGCAACGGCAACGGCAACGGCAACCUGAACUACUGGGGCACGAACCUCGGCAACGACAACGGUAACGGCAACAAGGGUGCUCUCAACGGCAACGCCAACGGUAACCUGAACUCGGGAUACAACGCCGGUAACGAGAACGGCAACGGCAACAAGGGUGUCGGUAACGGUAACGGCAACGGUAACGCCAACACUGGUGGUUCCCUCAACAGCUGGUACGAUGGCACUACCGGAAGCGGUAACGGUAACGGCAACAAGGGUUACGGCAACGGUAACAUCAACGGUAACGGCAACACUGCCUCGUUCUCGGGUAACGACAACGGCAACGGCAACACCGGCGCCCUCAACGGCAACCUCAACGGCAACGGCAACACCGGUGUCGGCAGCGGCAACGGCAACGGCAACGGCAACCACUGA